This is a messenger RNA of Linepithema humile (Argentine ant), 4703 nucleotides long. RefSeq names its product serine-rich adhesin for platelets-like. NCBI's taxonomy places the organism in Eukaryota, Metazoa, Arthropoda, Insecta, Hymenoptera, Formicidae. The record is from RefSeq and is a predicted model, not a curated record.
UGAAAUAUCACGGGUUUCUGGAUCCGGUGUAAACGUCUGGCGGAGAGAGCAUCGAUCGGAGGAUCGAUCAAUCGCGCGAGCGGGUCGGGCGGAAGCGUCUCUUCCGGCCGGCACGAAUUUCGGCGGUGCGAUCGCGCCCGAUCGCGUCCGUAGAGAGGAGAUCGAAGAGACUCAGAUCAUUCGUUAGGCUACCGGCGUUUGCAUCACCAUUUCGCUCGUCGUUGUCGAUUCGCACACGCGACCGAAAGCAGCGCUACUCGUGAAAGUGCGCGGCGGUGGCGUCUGUCUGUCAGCGGGACAGGUGCGAGAGUAUUGAGACGAGGUGAAAACAAUAGGAAAAAAGAAUAAAAGAUACUUGAAGUGAAUAAGUAAGCGGUUCUUUUCCUGAAAAAAUCUGCCUAGAACAUUAAUGCGAAGUAUAAAGAUUAAAGGGAGAGAAGGACAUAUUUAACGAAGUAUUUAAAUAAAUAUUCAAGUAAAUAAAAAUAAAACAAAAACGCACGACGUAUCGCACGAUAGUUUAUUAUUGAAAAAGAGAUAAUAACAGACAAAUAAAGUAAACUGACACUUAGCGGACUACAGAAAGAGAAAGAGAGAGGGGGAGAGAAAGACAGAGAGAAAGUGACAUUUAUUCGAGCGUCUUGAGAGAGGAAGAAAGAAAGCAGACGACGAGUAGGCCCGAAACAGGUCUUGCAGCACGUGACAUAGGCAAAAAUUCGCCGGCUGGAGAAGAGAUCGGUGCAAUUGGUAACGGAAGUCUUGUGCGCGAGUGUGACACAUUCGGUCAUUUCCUCGCUUCGAUUUUUUUAUCUCAGUUAUUGCGUGAGAAAGUGCGGGUCUGACGUUUGUCGCGAGAAGGACGUUCCAGGAUUAUUUCAGGAUCAAAAGAAGAAAUUUCGUAACGAGCUGGAAAAAAAGGGGGAGGGAAAGGACCGUGUAACACGCUCGCACGCGCGUGUGUGAGGAGACACGAUAAAUUGAUAUUGUUUUAUCGGAUAUCAGCGAGAACGAGAGUGAGAGCAACGGAUCUCAGCGCUUGCCGGGACUGAUCCAAUGCUUCCAAGGACGAGGGACAGGUGACGAGCGAGAUCCAGACGAGCGUCUCUAAAACAUCUCGAACUUCCUUAAAAAAAGAAAACUUUAUCGGAAACACGACAAAAAUGUUGAACCAACGGCGAAGGCAUUCUCGAUGGAGAAUGUUUCUCAUUCUCUCAGUGUUCCUCGGAUUGAUUUGCAAUGGCGAACUGGCGCCUACCAGUGUAUCAGACUCUUCAUCAUCAUCAUCAUCGACGUCUCACGCCAAGAGAAAAUCGCAGGACAUCGGCUCGUUGAGCGACUUCACCUGGCAAGCGUGGAUCGUGAUGGAUCCGCAGGCUGCCGCCCAGUCCGGUAUGGACUCCGCCACUAUCCUGCGAAAGAUAACGCCCAAGAGCGUGUUCAUCGCGCCAGCGCUGACGCCCUGUCCCGAGGGCUACAAGACUGACAGUAUGAACAGAUGCGUGAAGAACGCUUUCAACCUUGACGAAGACGCGCACAUCAGUUUCCUGCUGCAACGACUCAACACCAUGUACGCCAAUCAGGACUUAAUUGGCAACAAGGGCAACGAGCAGAAGAAGUCGACCGGGCCGCUGCAGCUCAACAUCCCUUUCAUACCCAAUCCGUUGGCGCAGACCGAGCACGAAGAGAUGGCGAGCGAUUUGGUCGCGCCGCCGGUUCGCAAUCAGACUCAGCCGGAAGACGAGGAGAAGACCAAGUCGCACGCGACAGUGGCGUACGAAGUGAAGAACGAUACGACGCUGGACGAGAAGGAGACGACGAUUUUUCUUCAGAAUUCCAGCACCCCCCAUAUUGGCAAAGCUGAGGAGAAGUCUGACGCGGUGAUUGUGACAACGGAACUCGUCGACCAGACGAACGGCACUGAUUUCACGGAGACGGUGAGCUACAAGAAGCCGGUCGAGCCUCUGUUCGACGCUUCAAGCGUGGAGAGACUCGAUGAGAGUGAUGUUGCAAAAGACGUCAUGAAGAAUGCUUCGACGACAGAUAGAGCGGAGAAUUCGACGAAAGUGUCGACCUCAGUCACGCCGCUGUUCUCGCCUACGAAACUGCCAAGUGUGAACGAUUCACCGUUAACACAGAACGACAGCGCUCUGUUGUUUACGCAAACCACCAAGGAAAUCAUCAUCAAAGUGCCGGACCCGACACUUUCCGCAAAGGAGACGACAGAAACUCCAUUGAUCGCGGAAGAUGAACGCCGAGAUAACGAGACGUACGUAAACAGCGACGCAACGCCGACGAAUUGGACAUUGAACGAAUCGCAAGAGAUUUUCUACGAAGACGUGGAAUAUUUUUCCGGCAGUACAAACGAACCGAACGAAGAAAAGUCGUUAGAAGUGGAAGACGGGGAGAUCUUGAAGGCCGGAGAGGCCGGUAUGACGAUUCCUACGCAAAAUGUCGAGCGGCUGCAUCGCGAUCAGCAGCAGCAACAGAAUCGGACAACGGAACAGAAAGAGAUGAUCGACACGCGCGAUCAGAUCGUGAUCCGUUUUAACGAUUCCACGCCUACCAACGACAAGGAUGAAGUGGGCAGUAACGUCUCCAGUGAGGUCAGCAUCAAUGGCGACCUCAUUUUGGAGACGACUCUUUUAGAUGUAAGCACCGAAAGGCUGCAAGUCACCACUAAGCCGGCGGUCGUGACUCAGAAAAUUGUGAAAAAUGACGAUGGCAAUUCCAAAGAAUCGUUCGACAGGAAUCCUGGCUCUUCUAAACCGAAAGUGGUGUUCCCUCAGGAUUCUCACAGCGCGAUGUCCACCAGCUUGUACAAACAGGGCGAGAACGUCGAGAGCGAGAGGGCCGAGGAGCUGCAAACCGCACCUUCUUCGCCCAAAUCGUUGGUGUUCGACUCUCCGGCGGCAGAUCCGAUAACUGAAGUCAUGAAGGAAGAAACAGAUUCGAAAGACAGCGUAUUGCGAGAAAGUCCGCAGGAUUCCGAGUCGGGCAUAUAUCCAGCAAGCUUCCUCAAGCAGCUCGCGACGAACCUCCGGUUGGCCGGCAACCUCGUGAGGUUUCCCAAUGCGAGGCAGCCGGCGCAGCAGAACGGUUACGUGAGGUUCCCGUCCAACGAGGCUAAUAGCAUACACAGUCCGGGCCACAAGCAGCACUAUCCCGCGGACGACCACGGCGCGAUCUACGGCGGCGGCAGCAGCACCAAGAGCAGCGUCCCCGUUCUCCAGAAACCAGUUUACUAUCUAUCAGCGCCGCCGAACUGGAAGCCGGAUCGAGCCGAUCGCGCGUCGGCGACGGCCGGUGAGAGGCAGAAGCAGAGUCCAGGGCUGCUGGGCUUCUGGAGCAACAUGCCGCUGAUCCAGGAUCCCGCUAUGUAUUCCUUCGAUCAGAUCGCGGACGACGACGACGACGAUCAAUCGUUCUUCCCGGCGUCGCGCGGGGUGAGCUUCCACGCGAAAGCGUCGACCGCCGACGACGACAAGGUGUACACGCAGAAACAACGAAGAACGGCGAUCGUUGCGUAACUCUAUCCUCUCCUAAAAACAACUCUCUGGUGAAUUGUGUUUUGGAACUGUGCCAAAUGAAUCAAGAAGAAUUCCAAAUCGCGCGAACGUGACUUGCGGACCGUCGCGGUGUUUGGAUCGCCACGGACUUUGUUAAAAAAGCCGGAUCGACGAAGAGAAUUGUUAAAGAUAUUGUAUUCUGUAGCGAUUUUUUCUUGUAGAAGCUCAUGAAUCACACAUACUGCUAUAUGUAUCGUGUUUAGUAUUUUGCGUCCGGCGAAUGUUGAAAGUCGUCUGGAGAUUUGACGAUCUCAUCGCGAAGGAGUGAACAAAAAUCUAGGUGUCGCGCUUCCUAGUAUUGUUUUCCAGGCUCUUACGUAAAAAAAAAGAGAACAGUCGAGAAAAGCGCGACUCGGUAAGAGCGGAUGGGAGUUAAUAGAAAAAGCGUACUAACAUUUCUUUCGCACGCUCGAUAUCGCUAUCACAUUUUGUCGAUCGUUAAACUCGUGUCCGGAAAAUUUUUUUUCCCAUAGAAAACCAAUGAUUACUAUAUUGCAACGAUCAUUUCCAGCAAUUUCGCGAAGAAUGCAUCUGGUAAUCGCAGUGCUGCGCAAUCGAUAGCGAUAAGCGUUGGAUAGAGAAAGUAGUAAGAAAGUUGCAUGCUGGCGCAAGAGAUUUGCGCAAUCUCGACGACGAAAUUUGCUGCACUAAUGAAACAUGGGCUUUCUCUAACAAAGCUUCAAAGAGAACUGCAUCGUGCAUUUACACAAAGAAAAGUUGUUAAAUGUCGGAUGUUCACUUUACAAAAUUAUUGCGCUUAGCAAUAGCAAGAUAUCGAAUAUGCGUAAAGAACUGCGUCAUUGCUAAUAGCAAAGUAUUAAAAGAGACAAAAUUGUUUGAACUUUGCGCUAUCGAAUCUCACUGAUUAGGCUGAUAUUUACGAAACAAGCGAAACGUAGAUAAGGUCGUAUCAGAGUACGCUAAAGUAGACUAGAAAAAACACACUGCCCGAGAUAAUUUUUUAAGCUUUUUUUACCAAUAAUUUUUUUAUAUUUUUUCAAUCGCAAAAACUCAAUUUUCCGCAUUCUCAUCGCAACUCCGAUUCUAUGUACAUGUAACAACUGAGAUAUUUUGCAUUAUCUACAUUUUACAUUUUCUCCAUUACCAAUGCUAAUAAAAUUGUAUGUAAUCAUUAAG